Macrosteles quadrilineatus (aster leafhopper) is the source of this 3527-nucleotide messenger RNA. RefSeq names its product serine/arginine repetitive matrix protein 2-like. The record is from RefSeq and is a predicted model, not a curated record. Lineage: Eukaryota; Metazoa; Arthropoda; Insecta; Hemiptera; Cicadellidae. Gene Ontology annotation, cellular component: nucleus. Bases 85 to 2670 code for a protein of 861 amino acids. The transcript has 15 exons. Gene Ontology annotation, molecular function: RNA binding; transcription factor binding. Gene Ontology annotation, biological process: positive regulation of transcription by RNA polymerase II.
GUUAGGACAGUCGGCCGCGGUUUUCACACCACAUGGUGUUGUUCUUAAGAUAAUUAUAAUUUUUCAACUGUAUAUCCAGUCAACAUGGAAACUGGUUUCCUAAACCCCAUUCAUGAUGAAGAACAUUUCUCUUCUCCUUUUUACAAUCAGGGUCAUGAACUUGACGCCAACGAACACAUACUUUUUGGGGAGAUGAUAGUACCCGAAAUUAUUGAUUAUGAUAGUCUGUGGCCUUCAAACGAUGACACUGAAGUCGGAGAAGAGGAUCAAGCACAAAAAGAAGAAUUUCAAAAAAUGCUUCAUGAAUGGCAAAAUCAUCUUGACUAUAUGCAGGAGCCUGAAGCCAUCAGGCAAAAAGUUCCCCUUGGAAACAACACCACAGAGGAAGUUCCUGAAAUGUUCCCAAGCUCAGACACAUCUUGUGCCAGACCUACUCCAGCCCCGGCUGUUGACCCGAGUAUAGAUGAACUGUUCCCUCUGGAAACACCAAAGACCAAUCCACCUGUGAAUACAGAGGCGACAUUGAAAUAUAGGGAGGCGUUUGCCGUUACUACAGAGUUGAGGAAAAUCAUCAAAAAAGAACCAGAACCUACUGGAACCUUUCAGGAAGAAUUGGAGUUAUCGUCAAAUGUAACAAAAUUAGGUGUGAAGACCGCGGCAAGUAAUGAUAAUUUGCAACAAAAACCCCAUAUCUUUCUGAAGAAAGAAGUUGAAGAGGAACCAGAAAAAGAAGUAGAUGUGGAAACUGUAGAGAGUGAGGAAGUCCCUUUACUGAUGGCUGGAGAUCUGACAAGUCUGCUGGAGCAGUUUGAGGCUACAGAGAAGGUGAAUGCAGUUCAGACACCCCCUUCACCUCCCAGACCUUCAAGUCAGACCAUCCGGGACGCUCUUCCAAUGGAGGUUAUACAGAGAAUCAAGGCUUCUCGUGAGAACCACAAGAAGGUUAUACCAGUCAUACCUGCCAUGCCUAACAAACGUCCAGGCAAAGCUGCCACUAGAAUGCAGGAUGCUGGAGCUACUCUCUCAAGAAAUAAACUUCUUAAAUUGAUAACAGGAGGGUCGAGUGGAGAAUCAGUUCAGUUGGACCACGACUACUGUACAAACGGAGGCGACUCCACAGCUAGCAGUUCACGCAGCUACUACAUGUCUGACAGCUCCGAGUAUCCUAGCCAGAGCUCCACUCCUGACACAUCCUCACGUCUUCCAGAUUUCAAGAUUUCUAAAGACUCUGGAAGAGUUUGUGACACAGGGUCUAGAAAAGAUUCGGGUUUAGAAUCCGGCGAAAACAGUGAAGAAGAAGUUCCUUUAGUCAAUGAAACAAAAAGCAAGAUAGUUUUCAAAAACGGUAUAGGACAAAAAAGUAUUAGUUUAGUGAAUGAGACUCGGGUGACAGGAAAUAAGAACUCAUUGCUUCGUAAAAAUAUACCUAUGGUUUCGGUUCUUAAAAAGAACAUCAAAGUAGAAAAAGACGCUUUAAAUUCUAGUGAAAUAUCUAAUCAGUGUGCUUCACCGGUUGUAUAUAGUGAUGUGGCAAGCACUCAGUGUGAAAUGGACAAACAGGAAAUCGUUAGGAAGAAAAAGAAGCUGAACCUAGAAGAAUAUAGAGUGAGGAGAGAAGAGAGGGAGAGAAUCCGCAGUCAAGAAAGCAGUAGAGCCAACUCUCCUGUUCCCUGUCCUACACCCCCUGCUCAACCAGACUCCACUUCUCAAGAGGGUGUACCUAAGGAAAAACCAUUAAUGCACAGCGUAGAAGUCCAAACUCAAACUUGUGACUUCAUUGACCUCACUUCUUCAAACUCCUCUAAGGAUCAGGAGAAAUCGAGGAUGGACAGUAAAGACAAAAGGAAUGAUCUCAAACAUAGAAGUUACCAAUCCAGGCAUGCAAGCUCGUCUAGUUCUUCUUGUAGUGCUGAGUCUGACCGCCACCGCUCUCACAGGCGGAAAACAAGUAGGAGGAAAAGGAGCAGGAGCAGACGCAAGUCAAGUGUGUCUCGAAUGUGGUCCAGAUCUCCUUCACGCUCAUCUUCAGGAUCUAGCUCUGACUCAUCAAGUCGUAGCAGAUCAAGAUCUAGAUCUCGGGAUGGCUACAGAAGACAGAAGUGGAGGAGUCGUUCUCCAAGACGAAGCCAUCAUCAUGAGUCUUCCAGGAACUACAGGAUUGACAGAGACAGAGCUAUGGAGAGAGACAGAUCGUGGCAAAGGAACCAUUCUCCUGUGAGAUCAACCUCUUCUCGCAGUCAGGAAUUCCCCACCCAGGAGAAGACGAAGCAGGUGGAGGAGAGAAGAGUCAUAUAUGUGGGACGCAUUGACGAGGGCACUACCAAGGCAGAUCUCCGGAAGAGGUUCCAACAGUUUGGGCCAAUAGUGGACAUCAGUGUUCAUUUCCGUGAGAGAGGAGAUAACUAUGGCUUUGUAACAUUUGCGUACAAAGCAGAUGCAUACAAGGCGGUGGAGCAUGGCAAUGACGACCCUAAACUGCCUCGCUACGACCUGUGUUUUGGUGGCCGCCGUGCAUUCUGCAAACAACGAUAUGCUGAUCUAGAUGGAAUGGCGACUAACAUGCAAUGCCGUUAUGGUCCUCCUCCUGCCAUGCAGCCACGUUCUAAUGAUUCCUUCGAUCUACUGCUGAAUGAAGUCAAGGCAAAGCUGCGCAAGCGUUCGUGCGUUUGACCCUGGCUACCAGCCGCAACCCUUAGUCAUUGUAAUUUAGUAGACAAUUUUAGUCAAGGAGGUGGUGUUAUUUAUUUUUUACUAAAACUGUAUUAUAGUUGUUAUCAAUGCGUCAUCAUUGUUAAAUUGUUUAGGUUUUUAUCUUUAGAGUGUACGGUGUAGAUUACUGGACUUUUUUGUAAAUAUAUAUUGAUCAUUCAGGGAAUCAUUUUAAGUAUUAUAUUCAGUUUAAUUUUUGAGCAUCGGGUUUCAUAGCUGUACUCAAUUAUUAUAUUUAGGCACACAUUUCACUUUUUUGUUCUAAUAUCAUAUGGUAAGGAUGGAGCAAAAGAUUUUUCAUUUGUAAAUUUUCAUUUAACGUGCCAUUCUGAAUAUUAUUUUUAGUUUUUUAUUUACUAUCGAUAGGUAAUGUAUCAUUUUAUAAAAAAUCCGGUUUUACCCUAGAUUUACAAUGAUAUUUUACUUUGGUUUAUUUUUAUCAUAGAUAAAUUAAGUACCUGUGUUUUUGUGUUUUAUCAUUUUCAAAUUAUUAUUUUCAAUUCCUAUCCUGUUGUAUUCGCAUGAAGGACAUGAUGUCUUUUAUUUACUAUAAAGACACAUUAUAAUUGAGUUAGUGAAGGACUUGUAGUGUUAUGGGAGUUUUAGGCUGUGCUUAUGACUAUGUAGUUUAUAAGGCCUAUUAGUUGGCAAAUUGGCAUUAAUUGCCAUUAAACUUUACCAGUUGUGUGCUAAGAGUUUAAAACCAAGGAAGGAUUUUGUUUUGUGUGGUGAUAAAGUGUAGAUGUUCUUAAUGCAAGAAUUAAGAUAUUAUUUUGUAGUGUUUUUAGGUUAAAUUAAAUAUUUUAUGUUACCUCGAA